UUCCACUUCAAAAUGAAUUCGGAAUCAGAGAUAGUGGCUUCCAGUUUUGUGCAUAUUCUAGCUGAGUAUCAUGUGGAAAUCUAUUAUACUGGCAUGCGUUGUGUUGUGUCCCUUUAUUGUUAGCUCUGCCCCUUGCGAGGGUUGCGGAGAUUACAAAGAAAUGGACGAAGGAGACGAAAAUGUUGAAAAGAUAAUCCAUGAUAUAUUUGUAUUGUUUUCUAAGUUUCAAUUUGGUCAUACUCAUUGGAAACUUGUUGAUGUUUUUAGUGCUGAAGAAGCAAAGUGCUUGGACGAAGAGGAGUGUGGAAAAGCAGCAGCCUAUCGUAUAAAGAUAUCUACUGUUCCUACCACCUGUGCGAAAAAAGAUUUCAGUUAUGAGGACGCUCAAGACUGUGACGCGUUGGAAGGAGCCGAAAUCCAUUAUUGCACCCUUAUUGAGAAAAGAAACAAGAAUGGAAAAUAUGUUUUGCAGAGAUCAAGUUGCUCAAAAAAAAGUUCAUAGAAGAAUUUUCCGAAAUUAAGACUAGACUUCAACUGAUAAUGAGGCAAUUAUAUUCUUAAAUAGUUUAUAUUGUUAUGCGAUAACCGAAAAAUGCAUGUGAGUUUCAAUAAAUACAAUAAUGAAGUCGAA
Parasteatoda tepidariorum (common house spider) is the source of this 631-nucleotide messenger RNA. RefSeq lists its product as uncharacterized. The record is from RefSeq and is a predicted model, not a curated record. NCBI's taxonomy places the organism in Eukaryota, Metazoa, Arthropoda, Arachnida, Araneae, Theridiidae.